Messenger RNA from Mercurialis annua (annual mercury), 1044 nucleotides. Its product is annotated as flavonol 3-sulfotransferase-like. Bases 1 to 1044 code for a protein of 347 amino acids. The record is from RefSeq and is a predicted model, not a curated record. Gene Ontology annotation, biological process: sulfation. Gene Ontology annotation, molecular function: sulfotransferase activity. Gene Ontology annotation, cellular component: cytoplasm. NCBI's taxonomy places the organism in Eukaryota, Viridiplantae, Streptophyta, Magnoliopsida, Malpighiales, Euphorbiaceae. The transcript has a single exon.
AUGGAAUUCUCUUUGCUUUCCCCUCGAUCCCCACCAAAUCAGGUUUCGGAAGUUAAGAAGGAAAAACGAGAAGCAAAGGAAGAACAUCCUCGAGCAUUCAGUGAGAAACACCGAGACCUGAUUUCAACCUUUCCUCAAAACAAUGAAUGGAAAUUUACCUUACCUCUCUACAAGUACCAAGGUUUCUGGAACUGCCCAAACUACAUUCAAGGACUCUUGCUAGCUCAAGAGAACUUCAAACCUCAAUCUACCGAUGUAAUAAUCUCAACUCAUCCUAAAGCUGGAACAACUUGGCUUAAGGCUCUAGCCUUUGCCAUUGUUGAACGAAACCGUCACAAAGAUUCAAGUAGCUUGUUACUCACUGAACUGUCUCAUGAUGUUCUUUCAUUCUUUGAGAUAGAUGCUGCUCAAAACAUCAAUCGCCGUAAUCCAGAAAUCCCACUUUUGGCUACACAUUUUCCCUAUAGUUCCUUACCAAGUUCUGUAAUAAAGUCAGGUUGUAAAAUUGUUUACAUGUGCAGGGAUCCUAAAGAUGUGUUUGUGUCUCUUUACUACUUUCAGAAGAAGAAGCAUUCCGGAGUGGAAUUUAUUUCAAUUGAAAAUGCAUUUGAGUUGUUCUGCAGAGGGGUUAGCACUUUUGGACCCUAUUUGGAUCAUGUGUUAGAGUACUGGAAAGCGAGUUUAGAAUGGCCUGAAAGGGUACUGUUUCUGAAAUAUGAAGAUAUGAAGAGUAAGCCUUUGUGUUACCUAAAAAAGUUGGCCGAGUUCAUUGGCUACCCUUUCACACCAGAAGAAGAGAGAUCAAAUGUGGUGCAAGAAAUCAUAACUAUGUGCAGUUUUGAGAAAAUGAAGGACCUGGCAACAUUAAAAAACGGAGAGUUUUAUUCCAACACCCCAUUUUCUGUCCGUAACACUGUAUUCUUCAGGAAAGGUCAGAUUGGAGAUUGGAAGAAUCAUCUAACAAAAGAAAUGGGGGAUCAACUGGACAAGAUAACUGAGGAAAAAUUGAAUGGUUCAGGGCUAUCAUUCCUAUCUUAUCACUAA